Fusarium sp. VM40 is the source of this 3177-nucleotide messenger RNA. NCBI's taxonomy places the organism in Eukaryota, Fungi, Ascomycota, Sordariomycetes, Hypocreales, Nectriaceae. The record is from the annotation of a GenBank genome assembly.
AUGGCUCCUCAUCGCGGCGAACCUCAAGGAGAGGUCCCCAGUGACCAACCUGCAGGUCUAGAGAACCACCUACGCAAUCUCAUCAUCUCCAGUGGCACGCAAACCCAGAAUGCCUUGCCAAACAUACCUACACAAUCUCCCAUCCGUCAGGAUGGAAAUGGAAACGCCAGUGUUCGUACUGAAUCGUCCGACGGUGCCCUUCACCCGUCUAAGCCAACACGAAAGCGCUUGAACCAGGCACAAAGGCGCCAGAUGAGCUCGCAAUUGUCGAUAUCCAUUGACCCUCGGGCCCAGCAACAGCAGCAGCAAUACCAACAACCUCCCCAGAACAGAAACCACCAAAGUCCUGCUCCCCACUACUCCCGGCCGGCUCAAUCCUAUCAACGGCACACACAGGUGGAUUCUCAGUCAAGGACUGCAUCAAAUGAAAACCGCCAGACCGGCUCAUAUUCUCAUCGUCCAUGGAACGGCCCUCAGCAGUCCAGGCCCCGAGGCUAUGACAAUGCCCCUCCUUCUACUGGCGUCCGCGCGGACUCUAUGUCAUCUCCACCAAACCGAGGCCCUGGCUACUUGUACAACGCCAGACGCACAGCUCAGUUCCACCCUGAAGAGAUCACAGCACAGGCUGCUCUACUCGAGCAGCUUUGCUUCCAAGUUGUCUCAAAUUCUGCCAUAGAAAGGUCCGAAAUUGCAAAUAAAGAAAACUUUCGUUGCCGCAUCGAAGCUAUCAGCAGAGAGGUCAUUGCCACUUAUGAAAGGGAGGAGAAGCCAGAAGUCGAUUUUCACCCUCUCACCGUUCAACUCAAGUGUUUUGGUAGUUUGUCAUCAGGUUUCGCGACCAAGGCUUCAGACAUGGAUCUCGGGCUUCUCUCGCCACUGUCCACUACCCUACCAGAUGCUCCCGGAUCUCCUAUCCCACGUUUGCUGGAAAAGGCAUUCCUGGAGGCUGGUCUUGGAGCCAGACUCCUGACUCGGACCAGGGUGCCCAUCAUCAAAUUGUGCGAGGCGCCACCAGACCAGCUGCGCAAAGGGCUUCUUGAAGAACGAUUUCGGUGGGAAAAUGGACUGGAUGAAGUUCAUGAAACUCAUGAAGACGAAGAACACGAACAGAACGCAACCCCAGCUGAUCACGAAGGUAACCAAAAUCGUACCCUGGGAGAUCAAAAGAACCCUUCUUCCACUAUCGAGCCUACACCAUCAAAUCCUGCUGAGGAUGACACGCAGGCAAUUGAGCUCAAGCAAGGACCCAAAAGCUCAAUUUCCUCAUACUAUGGUUUAGCCAAACGAGUUCUCCGCAGGGCAGGCGGCCGCGACGCUACAAUAUCCAAUUAUCGGGUCCUCUCGGAUCAAGACUGGACACUAUUGAAUCGAGUCAGUGAAGCUUUUAUUUCUGGGCUUUCAGAUGCACGCAUUCAAGCCCGACUGUCCCUGUACCCAUCUCUUGCCUUUAAGCAAGGUGCGGCCGCAUUGAAUAAGCGAUCUCUGCUUGGUGUGUAUACACAGGUCGAAGGUGAACAGAUCCGGCAGCUGUGGGAGGAGAACGGCGUGGAGGAGCGAAGCCAGCCCUCACGCUUUCUCACAGAGCAGGCACUGAAAGCUUGGGAAGAUGUCCAGUACAAGGAAAACUUUGGUCUUGAUCCCAUAUUCUAUACUAAGGAACUACAGUUGGCCCUUGACAAGCUCAAGAAAGCCCCAUCUGUGCAGUUCGUGAUCUUAGAACAGAGUCAGCACGAGCCCCCAAUGUCAUACUACACAAGAGCCUCUUAUAUGUUCAACAGCCUCAAAGCAGCCAAAGAGCAAGUCGCCUCGGACUGGACAAAAACUCUUGUCACCCAGUAUGUUGGCGGUAUCCAUCAAGAGGAUAUCCGAAAGAUGUUACAAGACUGUCUGACCACCUGUCAAGAGACCUUAUCACUCCGAGGGGUCGGGCUAUUGCACAAAAGCCUUCAUCUUGCAUGGGAAUUUGAACGAGCGAUAGACAAGGACUUGUACGAUGAAUCGGUUGUUCAAGACGUUAAAGACUAUGUUGAGCUGCUCCGUUCGCCUUUGCAACAUAUUGGAGAGAAUGGUCUUGGCGAUAGAUUUUUAAUUCCUCUUACACCAACCACAUUGGACCUCGUCACGAGAAUUCGUCAAUUACCUGACCCUCACAAGAUGGCUCCAAACCAGCCGCGCGAUCGCUACAGAGAUCACUUAGAGUUCCCUAAGACGGGCACAGGUGUCCAAUGCGAUAUCAACUUCUCUGCACAUCUAGCCCUUCACAAUACAGCACUUCUCCGUUGCUACUCUCACACAGAUCCACGUGUCCGACCCAUGGUGUUAUUUGUCAAAAAUUGGGCAAAAACGCGUGGCAUCAAUUCAGGAUAUCGAGGAACAUUGAGUAGUUAUGGCUACGUCCUGAUGGUCCUUCACUACCUGGUCAAUGUGGCCGAACCAUUCGUUAGUCCUAACCUCCAGCAACUCGCUCCUCCGCCACCUCCAGGGCUGUCACCUGUCCAGUUUGAGGAGUUGACAAUGUGCCAAGGCCACAAUGUUCAGUUUUGGCGUAACGAAGAAGAAAUUCAGCGACUGGCUUUUGCGAACCAGCUCAAUGGUAACAGCGACACUAUUGGCCAUCUUCUGCGGGGUUUCUUCGAGUAUUAUGCCCAUAGCAGUAUGCUAAGCACUUCCUCGGGCAGAGGAUUUGAUUGGGGCAGAGAUGUACUCAGUCUGCGCACUCUUGGUGGCUUGCGAACGAAGCAUGAGAAGGGUUGGACUGGCGCCAAGACAGUCCUUGAGGCUCAAAACGUAGGCGCUCACCCACCGCCUCAGCCCGACCAAGGGGUUCCAACGACAGCAACCUCCAACGAGAAUGCUUCAAAGGAAGUUGGGGCACAGAGCAAGUCAGGUAGUGCAGCCGCCAAGACGGGUGAUUUCAAGGAAAUUCGCCACCGGUACCUCUUUGCUAUUGAGGAUCCUUUCGAGCUAGAUCACAAUGUCGCUCGAACUGUCACGCACAAUGGUAUUGUGUCGAUUCGAGACGAGUUCCGCCGGGCAUGGAAGAUUAUCAAGUCAGCUAGCAACGGCGCGCCUCAGGAGAACUUGCUUCGCGACGUGAAUGACGUUGAGAAAGAGGCUAGUCUCUUGUCACAACUUCUAGAUGAGAUUCAUGGUCUGGGUCAGUUUCAGAACAAAUGA